Molecule: messenger RNA, 1255 nt
Organism: Monomorium pharaonis (pharaoh ant)
Lineage: Eukaryota; Metazoa; Arthropoda; Insecta; Hymenoptera; Formicidae
Exons: 3
Coding region: 162-857 (231 amino acids)
Biological process (GO): tail-anchored membrane protein insertion into ER membrane
Cellular component (GO): GET complex
Source: RefSeq, a predicted model, not a curated record
UGCUAAUUAUUAACGAUCACAAGUUCAUCUCAUUUGACGUUUGUUAUAUUUAAGAUGUUUGACGCGUAAUUUAAUAAGUUUAGUUGUGCGUUGGACGUAUAUGUUGUAAAAGGGCUCGCGUAUUAGUUGCCGAAUAUUCAAUUCAAUUGUUAAAUACGACGAUGGCUGAAAUCAAUGCCAGAAGAGAAGCGAGAAGACGACGAAUAUUAGAAAACUCAGAAAGUCGUCUACGCAGAAUUACAGGAAGAGAUAAUCCGGAUGAAAUUAGUGGUAAUAUAGAUUCACAAGUGAAAAGUGACAAUCCUAAAGAAUGGAAUUUUCAAGAGGAUGUCAGAAAUGGUAUAUGCAACAUCGCUAACAACACGAAAUUGCAAGAUUACAAUAUUACACAUGAAAAUACAAAAUUCGAUGAUGAACAUGAAAGCUUUUUGAAUGAUAAUGAUACAAGCGAUAAUGAUACAUUCACAUCUGAGCAACCAUCCAAGUCAAAAUCUAUGUUACAUACAUUAUUACUCAAUCGUAUCAAUUUUGUCUUCCUAGCUGGGAUUGUCAAUAUUUUAUUAGUACUGAACCUGGAUAAGUUAUUUGGGCAGACAGUUAUUAUACCUUAUUUAUUAUUGAUGGUAGGACGUUUAUAUAGCUGUACAACAUUAUACGAAGCACGAGAUGGCACUUUAUUAAUUGCCGCAUUGAUAUUGUGCAAUGUCAAACCCAGAUUAAUUCAUAUAUUCAAAGUAACAUACACGUUAUUCACUGUAAUCCUUAAUGAUUUUGGUUUAUAUAUGUUUAGCUUUGUAUUGAUACGCUAUGCUAUUAGUUACUAUUACUAUAAUGAUAUAGUACCAAGAAAUGUAUAAUUAUUUAUACUGAUUGAUUGAGUAAAGUGGAAUUCUGUUGUUGGGAAUUUUGUACAAUAGCAGGGGAUGUUAUUAGAAAAGUAUAAAUUCUGAUAUAUACUGCAUUAUUCAAAAAUAUGCAGCUUGUAUAAGAUUUUUUGCAUCUUCAGCAUGUGACAAUGAAUAACCAAGCACAUAUGAAGACACAUUAGUUUUCUUAAAAUAUAUGUAAUUAUAAUAAAUAUAAUUUUAAAAUAAAUUUUAUACAUAGAUGUAAUGAUGUGAUAUUAUGUAAUGUCUUUACAAUUCAUAUUUAUGUCAAUGUUGUACAUUCACAAUUUUUAAGAUCUCUUAUUAUUAAAGUUAUUUAAGUGCUUUGAUAGGAUUAUGCAAAAUAAAGUACAAUUGAUUAAUUACAA